Molecule: messenger RNA, 866 nt
Organism: Polypterus senegalus (gray bichir)
Lineage: Eukaryota; Metazoa; Chordata; Cladistia; Polypteriformes; Polypteridae
Product: dynein light chain 2, cytoplasmic
Exons: 3
Coding region: 104-373 (89 amino acids)
Biological process (GO): microtubule-based process; cilium assembly
Cellular component (GO): cytoplasmic dynein complex
Molecular function (GO): dynein light intermediate chain binding; dynein intermediate chain binding
Source: RefSeq, a predicted model, not a curated record
UUCAGUGGGGCAGUGAGCCGCUGUACGGAGAGAGAUACGCUCCUGCUUGUCUGAGAAGCGUUCGGCUUGACAGAGAAGUGGUAUACACUCUAAAACAAGAAACAUGUCUGAUAGAAAAGCUGUGAUCAAGAAUGCAGACAUGUCUGAGGACAUGCAGCAGGAUGCAGUGGAUUGUGCCACCCAGGCCAUGGAGAAGUACAACAUCGAAAAGGACAUUGCAGCCUAUAUUAAAAAGGAGUUUGACAAGAAGUAUAAUCCGACAUGGCACUGUAUCGUGGGAAGAAACUUUGGGAGUUACGUCACACAUGAGACCAAACACUUUAUUUAUUUUUACUUGGGGCAGGUGGCCAUUCUUCUCUUCAAAUCUGGUUGAAGGAAGGAUGUAAACAAUCCUGGACUGCAAUGCACUGAUGGCUAAAGCCACAUUUCUCCACACACUAAAAGAACUGGCUGUGCAAAUGCAUGGACUGUAUACAGUAUUUAAAUGUGUAUAUGUUGCAGUAAUUAACUUUUUUCUUUAGUUGCCUGGAAUAAAUAGGGGAGAGGGUAGUGUAGGAUUUUUUUUGUUUAUGCUUUAUCUUUUUAUUUUCUUUUGUAUUGCACAAAUUGUUUAAAAAAAAAAAAAAAAAAUUAAUGGUGGCCUUUAAAGGGAAAAUAAACGAGUCUAAACUCCUGAGAGGGAAGGAAUGUUCUACUGUGCAUUUGUUGUUCACUCUUAUUCCCAUCUUCAUGAAGUGAUGGCAAUAUGCUGGUCUGGCUUUUAUUUAGUGUGAGCUUUAAUUUUACACUCUACAUUCUUUUGCAUCUGCUAACUCUUGACAUUCUAGUUAUGAAUUGGUGGGAUUUACUAAAGUGCUAUAUAAAGG